Molecule: messenger RNA, 5652 nt
Organism: Osmerus eperlanus (European smelt)
Lineage: Eukaryota; Metazoa; Chordata; Actinopteri; Osmeriformes; Osmeridae
Product: KIAA0586 ortholog
Exons: 30
Coding region: 280-5343 (1687 amino acids)
Biological process (GO): smoothened signaling pathway
Cellular component (GO): centriole; ciliary basal body
Source: RefSeq, a predicted model, not a curated record
UCUACUUCUCUACCCUAUCUACGGAAGCUAGCCUGUUGUCAGCAACAGUUGCUGUGAACGUUUUGGUUGAGCUUGAGUUGUUGUUAUCUGGCUGGUUAUAUACAGCCAUAGACUUAGCACUACUGUUGUAGAAAGGUUCUUUGCGGAUACUAUUUGGAUCAUGUUAUUGUGUGACACUGGAACUUGGAAGAAUAAUUUAGCGUAUUAUCUCCCUCCGAUAUGAAGCGGGAAGUUUAAAAAACGCCAGCUACGUUUCUGUCAUUCUAGCUAACGCUAGACAUGGCUCAAACUGUUUUUAGUUCAAACGAACAACUAAACUUUGCAAGUCAUAUAAAUCUCGAUGACUCGUCUUUAAGCUCUGAUGCCGGGGACAUCUUAAUUCGUUCAACUAGAAUAAUCUUUCCCGAAACAACCAAUGUUUGCGAUUUAAGGUCGACGUCAACCAAAUAUAACAAACCAGACAACGUUCAGAUUACGGCGAAUAAACUGCGCAGUACUACCCAACAUGUAACAGACGAGGUUCAGAAGUCGAGGCGGUCCAAGAAGCAAGAGUACGUCCAUGUCCCUCCCGCACUGAGAGCCAAGCUACAGUCCUGUUCCCCAUCAGCCCCAGUGUCACUUUCAGAGGGAUCUAAAGUGCCGAAAGGUCAUGCAGUGAUAAAAACGUCCUCCGAAACACGAAAAAACAAGCAGCCUCACAAAGAUGGGAAAGGGACACAUCAGUCAUCUGCUCAGAUCAAGCCCAGUGGAGAUGAGGGUCAUGAGGUUGUGAUAUCCCGCUAUGCUGCUGGAGGGAAGGGGGCCAUAAUGGCUGCCCUCAAACAGAGGUCUCAGAGCGCCCCCCUGAGGAGAGAGGUGAAGGUGCAGCUGCUGGGGCAGAGGUCUGCUGUCCAGAGCCCUGAGUUUCAGACUGUGACUCCCAUCUUUGGUAACCAGGGCCCAGGUCUGAGGCUGGAUAUCCAGCCUGGUGCUCUGCCUUACGGAGACCAGGGGUGUCAGAGCUCAGAGCCCCAGCGUCGGGCUCUCCUCUCAGGGGACCAGGGAGCGUCAGCUGCCUGUACUGCAGCUGUGGUCACGGCUGCUACCAUCGCUGCCACUGCUCCUCUCCUCAAGGCUCAGAGUGACAUGGAGCUUCGUGUGUCCCAAAUGUCUGAGGGUCUGAGGAGGCUGCUGGAGGCUGACAGACUUCCAGGCCAGUCCCUGGAGCGCAGAGCGGGGAGGGAUGCCAGUGAAAGCAGGGAGGGGAGGGAGGGGAGCCGGACCCUAGACCGUGUCGCCCAGCUGGAGCAGCAGCUCAGCUCCCUGACCCAGCAGCGACUGCAGCACCUGGAGCUGAUCCAGAACCAGCAGAUGGGACUGCAGAGCCGUCUUUUGGAGUCUGCUCUCAGCGUUGUGACUGGCCACGCCUCUGUGCCCGCUGCCCCCCUGCGGCCCCCUGACCCUACACCUGUACUAUCUGCUGGUCUGCCACAUGGACUGCCAGGUUCUCUGCCUGUAGGCCACUCUCAGACCCAUCUGACGGUGGUUGACCUGUCUACUGAUAUAGCCCAGCCCAGCCAGAGGACAGGAUCUGGAGGAGGCCCGAGCCCCCCGGAGACCCCUGCCCCACGCAGAGUGAUCCCUAAACCCACACACUGGAACUCCAGCACACAGGACACCCACAACCCCCAAUCCAGCACUCGGAACGCCCAAAACCUCCCAACCAGGACCCAGAGGUCUACACACCCUGGCUCUAGAGACCCGGGACCCGGGGCCGUCCACACCACCAGGCCUGGACCAGCCAAACAUACUCCACGAUUAGGCUCCAAACCACAGAGAACACCCAGCACAACCCCAGGAAGUGGUAGACUCCCGGAGGCCAUCCAUGACGGCCGCCGCCGCCGCGGCAGCUGUACAGCAAGGACCGGAGCGAAGUCCGCCACGGUUGCCAUGGCAACACCCCAAGACGGUGACGGACCACCGGAGCAAUUCAGGGACGCACACCCGCAACAGGAGACUUUCAGGGUUUCCACGGCAACCCUGGGCCAACCUUCCAGCUCAGCGCCAGCUAAUCACGGCGACAACUCGGCAGUAGAAAGAGCCAAUCGGAUGCUAAAGGACCUGGGGCGCCUCAAGGCCGAGAUGCGCACCCUGCUGACGACAGGAGAUGCUUUCCCUGGGCAGAUCAGCAGGGACACGGCCCAGCCUAGCUCUGGCAGUCCCAGCAGCACCAACCGACCGCCUGCUCCCCACAUCCCCGCUGCCCCCGCCGCCACCCUCCCUCCCCCUGCCGGCUCCGUGCCAUCCCAGAAUGCAGCAGUAGAAGUGGUAUCUCCGUCCGUUCCCCCCCUCCCACUCCCCCGCCCCGGACCCCCCCCGCUCCAGAGGAACCCCCCAGUGCCGUCCAUGUUUGAGGACGCCGAGAAGGUUCUCCGGCAGGUCCAGAGGAACAAGAAGGUUCUAGAGGAGAACCUGCAGGCCAUGCUGAGGGUCAAGGAGGGAGAGCUUCUCCACUGCCAGCUGGAGGCUCUUGCAAAUAACAGGGACACCACAGAAGAAGUGAGGAUCAAGAAGACGGUGGAUGCUUGGAUCAAGGCCCUGAGUAAAGACAUAGAGACUGAAGCAGCUGGGCAGGACCUGGCAGCUCAGUGUCGACCCAGAGAGAGAGAUGCUGCAGCCCCUACUGCUGCCCAGAAGAAGACCACUGGGACCAGAGAAGAGAGAGGGAAGGAUAUGCUCAGAACAGCAGGAACUAAAUCCUCUGGUAGAGUGCCCAGGGGACAGUCGGGCAAGACUGAGGAGAAAACCAAAAGCACCCACCCCAGUGCAAAACUGAGACCAGCUCAACACAUGCAGGCCCAGGCCCGAUCGGUGGAGGAGGAGGAGAGGCCAGGAGAUGAUGGAGAUGAUGGUGCUGGGGAGGACUACCUGGUGAAGCUGUAUGGGAAGGCCCUGUAUGAAGGCCACAGGAGGACGCUGAAGAAAGGGCCCUACCUACGCUUCAGCUCCCCCUCUCCCAGGUCCAGGGGCCCCAGACCCAGGGUGGUGGAGAGCGUGAGGGGUGUGAAAAUGAAAUCUUCUAAAACCCAGACAAAUCUCGCUCCAGACCGGACAGUCUCUUUCCCCCUGCCCCCGUCCACCAAUCAGCCUCAGUACAUCUUCAGCCCCACGCGAGGCGGUCUGAAUGACCCCAUGGAGGGCUACCUCCUCCCCAUAGCCAUUCCCCUAGGUCGGCGUCGGGUGGAUGGCGUGGCCCCCCUGCCGUCACGGGUCUUCAUCAGUGACAGGCCUAUCGUGGUGACUACUACAUUACGUCCAUCCCCACCCAGACCGGCCCCUGCCCCCCGUAAACCUACUGUGACCCUCUUAGAGGUCAAGUCUGACCAGAGGAGGAGACCACUGAAGCUCACUGUGCAGGUCCAGCCCAGCGUGAACAUCGAGCCUCCAGCCUCCAUCCUCGUUCGCUCUCCCCCCCCACGCCCUCCCACCCCUCCUUCACAGAUCCAGACUGUGGAGGAAACCUUGGAGAGGAGGAAGAGGGAGGAGGAAGAGGAAGAGAAGGAGGAGAAUGUUUUCCCCGGAACAAAUUUCCUGGCAGUGGUUGAUAUCUCUCAGGAGACAGAGGAGGACAGUGAGGUGCUUGAUGGCGAGAAUCGCACGGCCCAAUCAGAGGAGAGAAGCGAUGCGUCAGACGUGGUGGAGGAAGACACUAACGCCCCAGUGGGGUCUGAGAUGAUCAGACAGUACAUCAACGAGGCCCUGACUGAGAUGGUGGCCCAGAUGCUGGACCAGAGAGACGGGCAGACACAGGAGAGGCCUGCUCCCCCCACCCCCACCCAGGAGCCCCCACCAGCCCAGCAGGAGGACUUGGUUCCCACCCCCAUGCCCACCCCUGAGGCCAGCAUCAGCUCCAUCGUGGCCUGCCCAGGGCGCUCUCCCCUGGGCACACCAGAGCCCUCUGACCAGGGCAGUCCAGAGCUGACCCCCAGAGAUGUCCAGCCAGCCCAGCCUCAGCAGUCCACUCCUACUGAACCAGAGCCAGAGCCAGUGGUGACCCCGGCCUCCACGCCAACGUCCACCCCCCCAACACUGACCCCCCAGCCCUCCCUGGAGCCCCCCAGCCAGAGGAACCACCCCUGGGGAGAUGCAGAGCUGCCCCUGGCUGAGGAGCAGCCUCAUAACAGCCUGGAGAUGAACACCCAGCCCAGCAAGCCCCUAGUGAUGUCAGUGGCUGUAGAGGAACCUCUCCUGGCCUCCCCUCCUAUCUCAGUACCCUCCAUACCCCCGCCCCAGCCUGCCCGCUCCCCUACCCCACCACCGCCACCUCUCCCUGGGCCUGCGACUCCCUCCUCAGCCCCUUCCUCCUCCACGGAGGACAGCAGCAGCAGUAGCUCCACCGUCUCGAGGACAGACACAGCUGUCAAACACAUAUCUGAAGGAGAACUGCUCUUCAGCUACAACAAGCUGAUGGCUGCACAGGCCUAUGAAGAAGGCUUGUAUCUGCCCUGUGACAUCCCCAGCUUCUCCAGCUCCCUGCACGAGGUCCAGGACAUGGAUUAUGACCCCCCUAGUGAGGGCCAGGUGAGGAGACCCCAGGUGCCACCCCACCGCGACCCCCUGCUCUCUCUGCUGGCUAAGAUGGACCAGGGGGUGGUCUCCACCCACGCUGGCGCCAUGACUCGUCCUGGGGGUUCCUGGGGGUUGGAGGCAGAAGCUGAGGAGGAGGGCAGUGUGGGAGAGGUGAGCGAGGGUCAGAGACCUAGACUGACUCUGGCAGGAGAGAGGGUCAUGACUGGACACUCCCUAUUGGGCCCCAGGACCCGGACUACAGGAAGUAGGAUUGAUCAUCCUCUCAGAACUACAGAUCCCAGUAGCGGAGCUGAGGCCAGGACUACGGGGAGUACAGAGACCCAGCAGAGACAAGGUUUAUCUCCAGGCCAGCUCAGCCAGUCUGCAGAUCUGACAGAGCUGAGUCUGGGAGACACCCGCCAGGGUCCAGUCACAAUUGCAGAUCUGGGAGUCGAACCUGUGAUGCCAACCCGGACCUCCCACUUCCACACUGACUCCUCCCACUCUCCGCCCCCUCAGAUACAAGACAUCACCCCACUAGGAGCUCAGGCAGCUGAUUGGUUCUCUGUCUCUACGGACAGGCCAGCUCCUAUCCUCGUGAGGCAGAGGUCCCAGGAGACUCAUUCAGGGGAGGAGGCCCAGGGAGGCUCCAGGGUGAUGGCUGUCCACCUCCCCUCCGCUGGCCUGGAGGAGGAGGAGGAGGAGGAGGAGGAGGAGGAGGAGGAGGAGGCCUCCAUCAGCCUCGGUGCUGCAGGAGGAGCAGACUCCAACUCCUCUGGGAACGAUGUGUUCUAAUGAAGCCACUGAUGUCAUAGGACCUGCAUCUACACUCCCAUUCUACUGGCUCUCUACUGGCCUUCUUCUGGCUCUCUACUUUAUAGAUGUUUGGAGCUCCAGCUACCUGUGGCCUCUUCAGACUAGAUGUCUCCGGAGAUCAGCCGACCACUCCAGAUCCGUGCAGAGAUUCCUCCACCUGUGGAGCCGAUCAGUCUAACAUUCCUCCACCUGUGCCUUUAGAGCCACUAAGAUGUUCUGGCAUUAAUCCACUCUUUGACCUUCCUUGUUUGAAUUGUGUUUUACAAAUAAAGUUUUUGAUAUUGUAAU